AUGGACGCCUCCGACUUGCACGAGAACCCCAUGGUUGAUGAGAACAUGGCUGACGCCGUUGACAUGAUGGAUGAGGGUGACAUUGAAGUCAUCCCCAAGACCGAAGAGGAAUACGCCCAGUCCACGCUGACUCUCCGCGCCAUCGUCUCCUCCAAAGAAGCCGGUAUCAUCAUCGGUAAAGCCGGCAAGAAUGUUGCUGACCUGCGUGACGAAACCGGUGUGAAGGCUGGUGUGAGCAAGGUUGUUCCUGGAGUUCACGAUCGCGUCUUGACCGUCACUGGUCCCCUGCACGGCACUGCUCGCGCCUAUGCUUUGGUUGCCAAGGGUCUGCUUGAGGGCGCCCCGCAGAUGGGCAUGGGAGGCGUCGUGUCUAACAAUGGCACCCACCCCGUCCGUCUCUUGAUCUCCCACAACCAGAUGGGUACCAUCAUUGGACGCCAAGGUCUCAAGAUCAAGCACAUCCAGGACGCGUCCGGCGUGCGCAUGGUCGCGCAGAAGGAAAUGCUGCCUCAGUCCACUGAGCGCAUCGUUGAGGUCCAGGGCACCCCCGAGGGCAUCGAGAAGGCUAUUUGGGAAAUUGGAAAGUGCCUCAUCGACGAUUGGCAACGCGGAACCGGCACUAUUUUGUACAAUCCUGCUGUUCGCUCCUCGGUCGGCGGUACUAGCAGCUCUGCCAGCAACCAGAACACUGGCAAUGGUUACAGCAGCCGCCCCUACAACCGCACCGGCAACGGUGCCGACUUCAGCGACCAGUCCGGCAGCUACAGCAGAAGAUCCAACCCCGAUACCAGCAACCGCGGCUACCCUCUCGUCACCGAAGACGGCGAGGAGAUUCAGACCCAGAACAUCAGCAUCCCCGCCGACAUGGUUGGAUGCAUCAUUGGCAGGGGCGGAAGCAAGAUCACUGAGAUCCGUAGAAGCUCUGGAGCUCGGAUCUCUAUUGCCAAGGCUCCUCACGAUGAGACGGGCGAGCGCAUGUUCACCAUCAUGGGCAGCGCCCAGGCCAACGAGAAGGCUCUCUACCUUUUGUACGAGAACCUCGAGGCCGAGAAGACUCGCCGCAGCCAGCUUCCUCAGGAGUAA
Molecule: messenger RNA, 1083 nt
Organism: Aspergillus aculeatus ATCC 16872
Lineage: Eukaryota; Fungi; Ascomycota; Eurotiomycetes; Eurotiales; Aspergillaceae
Product: KH domain-containing protein
Exons: 2
Coding region: 1-1083 (360 amino acids)
Biological process (GO): 3'-UTR-mediated mRNA stabilization
Cellular component (GO): cytoplasm; nucleus
Molecular function (GO): mRNA 3'-UTR AU-rich region binding
Source: RefSeq, a predicted model, not a curated record